CUCGAAGGUAGCCUCUUGAGCAUCAGGAAUACAUUGCACACAAUCCAAUCAUACACACACAAUUCACUGUGUGUUUUAUUCUGGCAGGUGAAAAAGGAAUCUUCAUGUUCACCACCUCCACCAGAUCCAGUAACUCCUUUGAUGGAAACUGACUGGUGUGAAAUCAACUGGGGUAAAAACAAUGAGAUGAAGAAGAAUCUGAGGAAACUUCAACUCAAGAAUCCUGCUGUUGAGCAUCUCCACAUCCUUGUGAUUGGCCCUGUUGGAUCUGGAAAGUCCAGCUUCGUUCAGUCUGUGAAGAGCAUCUUCAAGAACAGGAUGGUCAAUACAGCUUGCACAGUGGCAGCUGGUGACAGAUGCUUUACUCACGCAUUCACAACUAACCAAUUUGAAGAUGAACGUGGAAGCAUUCUACCAUUUGUCAUCAGUGAUGUCAUGGGCCUGGGCAAGGAUUCUGGAGUGCAGGCUAGUGACAUCAUCAACAGCUUAAGUGGUCACAUCAAAGAGGGCUACACGUUUAAUCCUGUAAGGCCAUGCUCUGAAAAAGACACAGGGUACAACAGCUGCCCAACUGUGAAUGACAAGGUUCACUGCUUGGUGUUCAUCCUUCCAAUAGACAGCGUCACAGGCAGUGGCCAUUUGGACAAUAACCUCAUCGGGAUGAUGCAAAACAUUCGUCAAAAUGCUUGUGAUUUGAGGAUCCCUCAGGUGGUCGUCUUGACAAAAGUGGACGAGGCUUGUCCUCAUGUGAAGGAGGACAUCAAACAUAUGUACUGGAGCAAGACCAUCCAUCAAAAGGCUCAAACAUGUAAUGAAGACUUGGGAAUUCCUAUGACCAACAUCUUCCCAGUGAAGAACUACCAUGAGGAGAAGCAGCUCAACCCUGAUAUGGAUGCACUGCUGCUGUUCACACUGACACACAUCCUGAACUAUGCCAAUGAUUUUGUGGAGAACAUCAAGGAGCCUGAAGGUGCGGGAGAUCACAAUGAAAGCACUGAAACCUUUUUCUCACUCACAUAGAUUUGAGACCUUUAGUGGACAGCAACAACCCAGGGGCA
Alosa alosa (allis shad) is the source of this 1058-nucleotide messenger RNA. RefSeq names its product interferon-induced protein 44-like. The coding region runs from base 142 to 1020 and encodes 292 amino acids. The record is from RefSeq and is a predicted model, not a curated record. The transcript is spliced from 7 exons. Lineage: Eukaryota; Metazoa; Chordata; Actinopteri; Clupeiformes; Clupeidae.